AUGUCAGCUCCUGAAAGCUCUACCCUUUUCACGCCGAUGAAGGUCGGCAACAUGCGACUUAGCCAUAGGGUCGUGCUCGCUCCUCUCACUCGCGUCCGUGCCGACGACGAGAACGUGCCGACCGAUAUCAUGGUCGAGCAUUACGAGCAGCGCGCAAGCACGCCCGGAACGCUGCUCAUCACGGAAGGAACAGCCAUCGCGGCCCAAGCCAGCGGCUACGCCAACAUGCCUGGCGUAUGGAGUGACGCUCAGGUCGCUGCAUGGAAGAAGGUCGCGGACGCUGUACAUGGGAAAGGCAGCUUCAUCUUCAUGCAGCUCGGCGCUCUGGGCAGACCAGCUUCACCGUCUGUACUGGAGAAAGCUCCCGGUGGCCCAUACGAAGUAGUCGGGCCCAGUCCCAUUCCCAUCGCUGAAGGACGGGCGAUACCGAAGGCGCUCACUGUCGAAGAGAUCAAGCAAUACCUGGAGCUGUUUGCUCAAGCGGCUAAGAACGCUGUUCAAGCUGGCUUCGACGGCGUUGAGAUCCACGGUGCUAAUGGCUACCUCGUCGACCAGUUCAUACAAACCAACUCGAACCAGCGCACUGACGAGUACGGCGGAAGCAUGGAGAAGCGCAUCCGCUUUGCGAUAGAAGUCGUCGAUGCCGUCGCGUCCGCCAUCGGCCCUGAGCGCACCGCGCUGAGAUUGAGCCCUUGGUCGACGGCUCAAGCUAUGCGGAUGCCCGACCCUAUCCCUACCUUCACUGCCCUCGUCAAAAACCUUGCAGAGCACCAGCCGAAGCUCGCGUAUCUGCAUUUCAUUGAGCCGCGCAUCAGCGGCGGCAGCGAGACCGAGCCAGUCGGCGAGGACGAGAGCAACGACUUCGUUCGUGAGCUGUGGGACCCGCGUCCGCUCAUGCUUGCCGGCGGUUUCAAUCGCGAGACGGCUCUCGUCAAGGUUGAGAGUGGCGAGAAGAAUGUGGUGGUUGCGAUGGGAAGGUGGUAUACGUCGAACCCGGAUCUGCCGAAAAGGUGGAUGCGCGAGGCGAAGCUUACGCCUUACGAUCGGAGCACUUUCUACACUAAGGGUGUGAAGGGGUACAACGACUGGUCAUUCUUGCAGGAAGUCGUAGCGUAG
Peniophora sp. CBMAI 1063 is the source of this 1116-nucleotide messenger RNA. The record is from the annotation of a GenBank genome assembly. Lineage: Eukaryota; Fungi; Basidiomycota; Agaricomycetes; Russulales; Peniophoraceae.